AUGAAACGGGCUUUAUUUGGUCCAGGCGCAAUGUUCAGCGUAUUUGAGGAAAUCACAAGAAUUGUAGUUAAGGAGAUGGAUGCUGGAGGGGAUAUGAUUGCCGUUAGAAGCCUCGUUGAUGCUGAUAGAUUCCGCUGCUUCCAUCUGGUGGGGGAGAAGAGAACUUUCUUUGGAUGCCGGCACUACACGACAGGCCUCACCCUGAUGGACAUUCUGGACACAGAUGGGGACAAGAGGUUAGAUGAACUGGAUUCUGGGCUCCAAGGUCAAAAGGCUGAGUUUCAAAUUCUGGAUAAUGUAGACUCAAAGGGAGAGUUGAUAGUGAGAUUACCCAAAGAAAUAACAAUUUCAGGCAGCUUCCAGGGCUUCCACCGUCAGAAAAUCAAGAUAUCUGAGAACCGGAUAUCCCAGCAGUAUCUGGCUACCCUUGAGAACAGGAAGCUGAAGAGGGAACUACCCUUUUCAUUCCGAUCAAUUAAUACGAGAGAAAACCUGUAUCUGGUGACAGAAACUCUGGAGACAGUAAAGGAGGAAACCCUGAAAAGCGACCGGCAAUAUAAAUUUUGGAGCCAGAUCUCUCAGGGCCAUCUCAGCUAUAAACACAAGGGCCAAAGGGAAGUGACCAUCCCCCCAAAUCGGGUCCUGAGCUAUCGAGUAAAGCAGCUUGUCUUCCCCAACAAGGAGAUGAUGAAUAUUCAUUUCAGGGGCAAAACAAAAUCCUUUCCAGAAGAGAAGGAUGGUGCUUCAUCCUGUUUAGGAAAGUCUUUGAGUUCGGAGGAUUCCAGAAACACGAAGGAGAAGUUGGAGGACAUGGAGAGCGUCCUCCAGGAUCUGACGGAGGAGAAGAGAAAAGAUGUGCUAAAAUCCCUCACUAAGUGCCUCGGCAAGGAGGAGAUUCGGCAGGAUCUAGAGCAAAGAGUAUCUGAGGUCCUGAUUUCCGGGGAGCUGCACAUGGAGGACCCAGACAAGCCUCUCCUAAGCAGCCUUUUUAAUGCUGCUGGGGUCUUGGUAGAAGCACGUGCAAAAGCCAUUCUGGACUUCCUGGAUGCCCUGCUAGAGCUGUCUGAAGAGCAGCAGCUUGUGGCUGAGGCCCUGGAGAAGGGGACCCUUCCUCUGUUCAAGGACCAGGUGAAACCUAUCGUGGAGCAGAACUGGGAUGAGCUGGCCAGCAGUCCUCACAACAUGGACUAUGACCCUGAGGCACGAAUUCUCUGUGCGCUGUAUGUUGUUGUCUCUAUCCUGCUGGAGCUGGCUGAGGGGCCUACCUCUGUCUCUUCCUAACUACAAAAGCCCUUUCUCCCCACAAGCCUCUGGGUUCUCCCUUCACCAGUCUGUCCUCACUGCCAUCGCCACUACCAUCCUGUCACCAGUGGGACCUCUUUAAAACGAGCAGCCAACCAUUCUUUGAUGUAUCCAGUUCGCUCCAUGUUAACAUCCAAAACCAGCCUGGAUUUCAUGCAUGGACUUCUGAUUAAAAGUGGCAGGUUGUGCAUGUUAAUUUUGUCUUUUGAAGCCUCACUAAAUGACAGUAAAGCAAUAGAAAGCUUUGUAUAAA
This is a messenger RNA of Symphalangus syndactylus (siamang), 1555 nucleotides long. It is a transcript of the gene GSDMB, whose product is annotated as gasdermin B. Gene Ontology annotation, molecular function: phosphatidylinositol-4,5-bisphosphate binding; phosphatidylinositol-4-phosphate binding; phosphatidylserine binding. Lineage: Eukaryota; Metazoa; Chordata; Mammalia; Primates; Hylobatidae. The record is from RefSeq and is a predicted model, not a curated record. Gene Ontology annotation, biological process: pyroptotic inflammatory response; defense response to bacterium.